This is a messenger RNA of Parasteatoda tepidariorum (common house spider), 2120 nucleotides long. RefSeq names its product ran GTPase-activating protein 1. Gene Ontology annotation, cellular component: cytosol; perinuclear region of cytoplasm; nucleus. Gene Ontology annotation, molecular function: small GTPase binding; GTPase activator activity. Lineage: Eukaryota; Metazoa; Arthropoda; Arachnida; Araneae; Theridiidae. The record is from RefSeq and is a predicted model, not a curated record. Gene Ontology annotation, biological process: nucleocytoplasmic transport; activation of GTPase activity; signal transduction.
UUGAUGUUUUUCUGUUUGAAUCGUGUUUAUUUCGUUGAUCGUUGAUUGCUCACAACUUUUCUUUGUUAAUUUUAUAGUAUAUUACCAUUCCUAAUUAAUUCACUAUGAGCGAAAUUGAUAAUUUAGCUGAUCAGUUGUCAUCCACUAAAGUUGAAGAUGUUGAAAAAGAAGUAAGUUUUGUUGGACAAGGCUUGUCUCUUGAUACCGCUAAAGAUGCCGCACAAAUCGUUGAAGCUAUCCAAAAUUGUCCUGGUAUGACUACUCUAAAAUUAGAGGGCAAUACUUUUGGAAUCCCGGCUGCAGAAGCAGUAGGAAAAGCUCUUGAAAGCCAGCAAAAUUUCAGAAAAGCAUUAUGGAAAGAUAUGUUUACCCGGCGUUCCAAAGAUGAAAUCCCUAAAGCCUUGACUUUUUUAAGCAAUGGAAUCAUGACAGCCAAAGCUCAACUUGUGGUGUUAGAUCUAAGUGAUAACGCUUUCGGUCCUCGAGGUUUAGUCGGUCUUCAAGAUCUUUUACAGUCAUCUUCAUGCUAUACUUUGCAAGAACUUCACUUAAACAACAAUGGCUUAGGUAUUUCUGGUGCAAAAAUGCUCUCCGAAGCGAUAUGCAAUUGCAUUGAAAAUAGUCGGAAACACGGUACUCCUUUGAGCUUAAAGAUAUUUGUUUGCGGCCGUAACAGAUUGGAAAAUGAAGGUGCUAAAGCUGUAUCUAAGUUUAUUAAACAGUUGGGCAGUCUGGAGUCUGUUGCGAUGCCUCAGAAUGGUAUCUAUUCUCCUGGUGUUACACGUUUGGCCGAAGCUUUUCGCUGCAAUCCAAAUUUAACAGUUAUUAAUUUAAAUGACAACAGCUUGACGGAAGAAGGAGCAAAACUAAUUGCAGGUUGUUUACCUUCACUGAAGCAAUUACAGUUGCUUAAUUUAGGAGAUUGCUUGUUGAGGAAUGAGGGGGCUAAGGUCCUGGCAAAAUCUCUCCAAGUUAAUUGUGAACAUUUGAUCGAGUUAAAUCUGGGAUUCAAUGAGAUUGAAAAAGAUGGAGGGUUGGCGAUUGUUAAAGCGAUUGAGAAUAAAUACACAUUGCAGAGUCUUAUUUUGAAUGGAAAUCAAUUCGGAAAUGUCGGAUGCCAAUUGAUUGAAGACAAGAUGAAAGAUAUAAAUAAAUUAGAUUUUUUAUCCUCUUUGAGUGAAGAUGAAGGUGACGAAGAUGAUGACGAUGAUUAUGAUGGAGAUGAAGAACAUGAGGAUGAGCAUGCUGAUGAUGAAGAGUACAUUGUAGAUGAGGAAGAUGAAGAGACAGAUACUGAAGAUGAUGAUUCAGUUGAAGAAAAAGAACUGACUCAAAAAUCAUACCAAAGCCCCAUGUUUAGAGUUACUACUCCUGCCGAUUUCAUUGCUAAUCCAUCUGUCGAAGGAUUAGUUUCACUUGAAAAAUCUAAUAUUGCUUUAAAAGCUAUCUUACCUGAAAAUCCUACUCUUAAUGACUCUCUUGAGUUAUUUAUGAAAGUCGCAUUGACUCUAAAUCCAGAGAAUACUGCAGAAAAAGAGACAGCCUGUAAAUUUUCUGAUUAUAUUUUAAGCCAAGCUUUUAAAACGGCUAAUAUCUCAGAGUUUAACAACACAUUUCUGGUGCAUAUUAACUUGCUUAAAGGCGAAGAUAAAAAACCCAAAAAGAAUCUUGACAUAAGUGGAGCUUUGGCAAUUCUCGAACACUCCGUGAGGCAACCAUAUUUCCAUGCCUCGACUCGGGACUUGUUGCAGUUUUUCUUAUCCAGACCAUUGCCAUACGCUUCAACUUCAGAAAAAAUAAAACAUUCUCUUAUGCAGGCAUUAUACCAAGUUUAAUUUCUUGUUAAUAGAUGUGAAGUAAUUUUGUGUACGUACAUAUUUGCUGAUGUACAAAAUUUCUGUUUGAAAUUACUCUUUCUGAGUAUAAAGAGUCCCUUAAUGCAACCAAAAUCUACGUUGAAUUAAUAAUUUUUUUUCCCAUUUGUAAUAAAUUAUUAAGCAUGACUCGAUAUAUUGAUACAUUUUCAAUAUAGUCAGCAUUAUUAAAUUAUUACCGACGGUUUGCAUUCCACCAUUAAAUGUAUGUAAAUAUUUAAGAAUAAAAUGUUUUCAUUUAAUAAA